AUGACAGCUGCACCACCGGUGCACCACCCUGUUACGGACAGUGGCAUACCUGGUCACCUUGCUAAUCUCCCUCGUUAUCACCCUAUUGCUAUGAAUCCUAAUCCACCGCCACAUCCAUCAAUGCCCCCUCCGGAGCAGAUGGUGCAGUCACACCAUUUUCGGCAUUUUGCGCCAAUGCAUGAGCAUCACCCGCCAGCUGUACCCCCAGUACACAGUCCAGCCUCACUAGAACAUAUUGAAGCUCGACUCCGCCAUCUGGAGCAUGAGGAAAUGGCUCGUAUGGCCGCUCGCAGCCGCAUUCUGGCAAUGCGCAAGCACGAGGAUGAAGAAUUUCGAUCAAUGACAGAACGGGCCGAGGCGGAGGAAGAGGAUCUCCGAAGACAACGCAAGAAGCUGAAGAGAGAAUCCAUGGGCCUGGGGCCCAAUGCCAACGCCGACUCGCCGCCUCUCCGGCCUACACCUCCACGCCGGCUAUCAGAAACCAGCGCGGCAACAACACUGGCCUUCUUCAAGCAGCAGAGCCCUCCCGAGCCCCGCCAAACGCCUCUCCCACCUUCAUCUCAGGCGCCCCCAAUGCCACCACCACACAUCCACGCUCAACCUCACCACCACCCAGCUCCCCCACCUCCCCCACCAUCGCAACAUCCCCAUGCCCAACACCCAAUUGUCGCCCACGACUCAAUACACGGCGCCGGAUCCAUCCGCCGCAAGCAAAAAUACACCAUCAAAAAUGUAGAAGCAUGGGGCGAACGCCACGGCCGACCAGCAGCCCACGACCCCUCCGGCCGAGCUCUCUGGAAAAGGCCUUCGGAUGGAAGCCUGGUCUACCUAACAUGCCCAAUCCACGGCUGCAACAAAUCUGACUUUGUCACUCUCCACGGCUUCAUGUGCCACCUCACAAAGAAACACAAAGACCGCACGCUGGGCAGCCAGUCGCGCGCCCUAGAAGUCUGCGGCGUCGUCUACGACCCAUCCGCGCCCCUCCCACCAGUCAUGAACACGCACCGCGCCUCAACUGAAGAAAGCCCACAUUCAGCACACAUGGACCAAGAUCUAGGCGACCCGGACGAAAUGGACUCGGACUCCGACGCCGACAUCGACCGUGAACCCUCCUACCGCGUCAAAACAGAACUCCCAGAGCGGGAUCGCUAUAUGCCCGACACGGAGGGUACGCCGGUUGAUUCAAACGCUGCUACGCCCCCCAAGCCUGCCCUCCUGAAUGGUAACGGCUCAACCAAACAAUCCAUCUCCUCUAUUAUCGACCGGACGCCGGAUUCGGAGCCUAGAGAGGCUCUGGCGCAUCUGCCACCUUCUGAGGCUGCUGUGCAGGGUCCUUCGCCUACGCCGACUGAGUCUUCUGUUUCUGGUUCGUUGAAGCGCAAGUUUGAAUACUCGCAGCCUGAAAAGGAGAAUACGGAGCCUAAAGAUGGUGUCCAUGAGUAA
Penicillium canescens is the source of this 1443-nucleotide messenger RNA. RefSeq lists its product as uncharacterized. Bases 1 to 1443 code for a protein of 480 amino acids. Lineage: Eukaryota; Fungi; Ascomycota; Eurotiomycetes; Eurotiales; Aspergillaceae. The record is from RefSeq and is a predicted model, not a curated record. The transcript has 2 exons.